Messenger RNA from Xiphophorus hellerii (green swordtail), 1307 nucleotides. RefSeq names its product zinc finger BED domain-containing protein 1-like. Lineage: Eukaryota; Metazoa; Chordata; Actinopteri; Cyprinodontiformes; Poeciliidae. The record is from RefSeq and is a predicted model, not a curated record. Bases 23 to 1162 code for a protein of 379 amino acids. The transcript is spliced from 2 exons. Gene Ontology annotation, molecular function: protein dimerization activity.
CUGGUCUGCAUUACAACAGACAAUGGAUGGCCCUAACAUUGUCGCUGCAAUAAGAAAUCUUGGCUGGCCAUGGCUCAGCUGCUUUGGCCACAACCUCCACCUUGCUGUUUCCCAUGGUCUAGACAGUGACAAAGAACGUACAGCACGUGCCAUAGGACUCUGUAAAAGUUUGGUCAACACUUUCAACCUGAGCUUCUUUAAAAAGAGAGAUCUGAGGAAGGCACAGAAUGAAGCUAAUCUCCCUCAGCACAAUCUCAUUCUGGAUGUUGUCACACGAUGGGGCACUAAACAGAAGAUGAUCGAGAGGGUGUUGGAGCAACUCCCAGCCAUCAGACGAGUCCUGGUACAAGACAGAAAGCACAGCCAUCUCACUCCAACCUGGCAGGAUGUUGCGGUGUUGGAGUCCAUCAAUGCAGCUUUGAAGCCACUGGCUGACUUUACAGAUGUCCUUUCAGGAGAAACAUACGUCACAGUGUCCUCUGUUAAGCCUGUGCUAGAACUGAUUAAAGGCGACCUUCUCUCUCCAGGCCCUGAUGACAGCACAAUGACUGCCAGUAUUAAACAAAACGUAUGCAAGAUACUGACUGAAAAAUAUAGCUCACCUGGCAUCCAAAAUCUCCUGAUAAAGGCCACCAUCUUGGAUCCAAGGUACCGUGGCAGCAUGGAGGAGGCAGGGUCAUUGGAUGAUGUCAAACAUCAGCUGGUGCAAGAGCUACUGGACUUAAAAGGGCCAGAAGUAAGGGAAGAAGGUGCAAGUGGUGAGGGUUCCAGCCAAGCUGCUGGAGGAAACAAACAUGAAUCUACAGCUGACCCACCCACCAAGAAGAAGAGGCUAAGUGACCUUCUUCAAAACAGAAGAGCUGAACUCACAGUUCAGACACAAGCUACAUAUCCAAAAAGAGAACAGGCUGAUGCAGAACUGACAAAGUUCCUUCAAGAAGAUGCUAUUGAUGCCUCUUGUGAUCCCUUGAUGUGGUGGUGUGACAAUCAAAGAAGAUAUCCUUUGAUGGCAAACUUGGCUAAAAAAUACAUGUGCAUUUGUGCAACAAGCACCAGUUCAGAGAGAAUGUUUAGCACAGCUGGAAACAUUGCUACUCCUGAGAGAUCUUGCCUUAAGCCACACAAACUCAACAUGUUGGUAUUUCUUGCUCGGAAUCUCUGACUAAAGUAGCUACAGAUAUGCCUAAAGAUUGUUGAGGCAUCUGGUCUUAUUUAAAAAUGUGCUUGUUUCUUUGCACUAUUUGUUUGUAAAAUGGCAGUUUUCCCCAUCUUUAUUUAAAUCUAAUGAUAUACAGACUUCAUAAUCU